Micropterus salmoides (largemouth bass) is the source of this 3051-nucleotide messenger RNA. RefSeq lists its product as uncharacterized. NCBI's taxonomy places the organism in Eukaryota, Metazoa, Chordata, Actinopteri, Centrarchiformes, Centrarchidae. The record is from RefSeq and is a predicted model, not a curated record. The transcript is spliced from 10 exons. The coding region runs from base 631 to 1674 and encodes 347 amino acids.
CUCCAGAGAACACGUCUCCGCUGCUCAAGUGUCCAGUGGCGGCGUGCUUUACACCACUGCAUCCGAUGCUUUGAGUUGCACAUGAUGAUGUAAGGCUUGGAUGCAGCAGCUCGGCCAUCGAAACCCAUUCAAUGAAGCUCUCUGUGCACUGUUCUUGAGCUAAUCCAAAGGCUACACGACGUUUGGAGGUUUGUAACUAUUGACUAGCAAGUUGGCCUAAUGCUUUUGGCAAUAUGGUGUAGGUUUUAGUCAGUUUACAUACAGAACAGGUUUUACUAUAUGACUGUUGGUAUUGUUUUAAUUUAAAUACAGGUAAUAUAUACUUUAUGUUGCCUUUUAGUUGAUUUGAUUGUUGUGUGACUCCUCUUCAUGAAGUCCGGGGAGAUGGAUUUGCCCCAAAAGUGGGAACUCUGACUUUGAGUGGUGUUUGGAAGUUUCUGAAUUGUCUGAAACGCAGCACUAAAAGGUGUUGUUUCCUUGUUACUUCCCGGUUUCUCUCACAGCUACAUAACAUGGGGGAGAGACGAGAGCUACAGAACUAUACAGUGUCUGUCUGAAGACUUAUUCGUUGGAUUAAACCAGUCAACACGUAUCAUUAUUGUUACUUGUUCAGGUCUCUGAUUUGAGAAGAUGAGUGAUUUGAAGGAAGAGGAGGACAGAUCAGAGUCUCCAGUACGGCCUAAACGAAAACCUCCAGUCCUCCGUGAUGAUCCUGGCCCCUCAGACACUAAGAUCAAUGACAAAGUGCUCACAGCUGAGAAACACAAAAAAUAUGACUCUGAGGUCAAACUGGAGCUGAAAGCAAAGAUGCCUGAGGAUGACAAAAAGGCACCAUUAUCCUUCUUACCUGAACUGACAACUGAUUCUUCCUACAGGUUCAGGUGUCCUGGUCCAGGUGUGUUCCAGUGCGCUUUGACCCGGCUGGUGUUUGGUAUGGCUCAGGAGGCGGAGCUGCUGUACAGGACUGUCCUAUGGGAUGAGAGCCUCCUCCAAUCAGCUGGCAAGACGGCCGCAGGGAUGCUGUUUAAAAUCAAGUGUUCUGAGGACGCUGUGUGUCAGCUCCACCUCCCACACUGCGAAACAAAGGAUGCGUUGCUUGUUGACGGCCCGCUGUCUGCCGUCCACAUCGCUGAUGAUGGAAUGAGCGUCUUGGAGCCGCUGGAGAUUACAGACACUCAUGUGGUUGUGAAGGUCCCCCAACUCUCGGCGUUUGGCUUGGUCUGGGACACCGCGAAAAGGUUUCUGAACACCUCUCCGCCAGUAAAUGGCCAAGUUCUGCUGUUCCACCGACCCCCGCACACAAGCCAUCAAGUCCUCGACGUUUGUCUGCUGCAGAACAACAUCCCCGUGCGCGAGGUUACCAUCCAACAAGCAGGCGCUGAGUUAAUCAGGAUGUCCUCUGACUGUCAUCUCAGGUUUGGUAAAAGUUACAGCGUCUUCUGUGAACCUGAGGACUUCACAAUACAGCCUGAGCGUGCGCCAUUUUACCCAAAGUAUGGACCAAACUUCCACCCAACAUUCGAAGUUUUCCUGACUACGAACCCACAGAAAGUGACUUUGAAGGUCCAAGACCAAGAGAGGAAAGAAGUCUGGAAACGUGAUGUGUACCUGACAGGUCCAACAAGGGAAAUUCCACAGAGGAAGAGGGAGUCCCGGCAGACAACUGAGCACUGAGUGUCUGAGUGUCUUGCUUCUGGAUAAACUGCUCAAGCAUCACGUUAUAAAUGAUGAUGAAAUGCAGUCAGCGGAACAAAAACCAAAUACUUGAUCGGCACAGUGCAAAGAAAGGGAACUGAAGCUGGCUCAGUUCUGUGGCCUGUACUACGAAGCGGGGUAACUGGCUUAUCCAGGUAACUUCAGGAGUAACUUUGUGACGUCGGGUGCAACAACCUGAUUAACCCAUACUACGAAAGGUGGAUAGGUGUUACCUGAGGUCUGUUGCCAUGGCAAUUUACGCUGCAUCUCUAAACUGCUCCGAGCAGGUUUUGUUCGUGGUUAACUAGAGGUUACCCUGCACGUGGACUACACACCACAUCUGUACUCAGUGUUAAUGAUGAGAAUUACACUAUUAAUACACACACACUCUCCGCUGUCACUUGAUAAAAUAUAUUUAUAUACUGCGUUGGAAUGAAGUUCUGAAUAGCAACAAUAUUAGGGUAACAUGGGGUAAGACGCCAUGGUAAUUCUAACAAAAAAACAUAAAAUGUUGCGAAAAACUCUGCCCGCACGGCCGAACACGCCCCUUUUAUGCUAACGUGCACCAACUCCAAUUAAGUUAAUUCAACUAACCAACAUCUUAUCCACCAUCGUAGUACCGUUUAACUCCAGUGUAGGCAGUCAAACAGAGUCAGAUGAAUAGAAAGAACCAAGCAGAGUUACGAUCCCCGUUCUCGAUAAAAGCAGAUCCUUCUCCUAAGAUAGAUAGAGACUUUAUUGUCAUUGUCUAUAAAAUGCAACGAAAUGCAGUUUAGAGCAAACCGUUGAACUUGGCAGCUUUAAAGUCGCAUAUAUAAAUGCAAAGACCAUAAAAGGAUGGUAUGGCUAUUCUUCAUGGGGUUUGUCUUCAUCCUGGUGACCUUGAGCCCGCCUGAAGGAAGUUUGCGAAACAGAUGGUGACCUGGCCAAAGACCACAAUGGAAAGGAUCACCUUUGUUGAACCUUUUGAGAACACCAAUACUUGUUUUUUGAGAAGACACGUUCUUUAGAACAAAGCUAUUUAAUUAUGAUAUGGUUACAUGGAGUAUCUUUCUCACCAAAGUGGAAUCAGAAGAUGAUGAAGAAUUUAAGCUUUUUAAACUCUUGUGGACUUGUCUUUUGGUCAGUUUGCCCGGGUGAAUUUAUAUCUAAUUGCACCUUUACAUUGACUUUGUUUGCAACAUUCCAUUUCCUUUGUAUGGAACUGCAUUGCUUCUAAAAUGUGUGUUGCAUUCUGUCUGAAAACACACUCAGGAAGCCGUAUGGCACACAAGCAACAGUCAGACCAGGGUUUGUAUUGAACUUCUUGGCUUUUUAAGAACCACAAAUCUCUAAUAAAAUAGUUUUCCAACAUUG